AUGCAGGACUAAAGAGGUCCCUUCCGGUUUUUAGCUUGCGUAUUAAACUGUGGACCCGUGUUCCCAAGGUUCCUGGCACCUCGAGGCUUUCUUUAAGUAUCAGCAGGCGCGUCCACAUUGAGUCCAGGUCUUGAUUAACGUUAAUAGUUGCAUUUUGUCAGCCCACUUCUGUAUACUGAACAGUUGUGGGUCACUGCAUAUUUUUUACCAAGGGGUAAAAAUAAAAAUGAGCCGAGAGCAAAGUUUGUACAGGGUGCCUUCCCUUACCCUGGAACCUGAAGCAACAGCGGUUCACUCUGCCUUCAAGAACUCUGGCCCAAAAGAAAUAUCAGCUUCUAUAACCUUAAUGUAAAACUAUCGGUUUCUGUAACCCGUAAUUUCCGGAAAUCUCAGUCAGAAAGAUACAGAAGACUGAACUUUUGUGAAUCGUAAAUGCUUCCAGGGGUAGGGAUGGGGGCGAGCUAGCGCACUCUGGGUAAAGAUAACCUAAGUGAGCACAGUGCAUCAGGCAGGCAAUGAUGUCAAUAUGGGAUAACAUAUAAGCGGUUAGAAUGACCACAAUAGAGCCCACGUGUGUAGAAAGAGGCAUGGAAAAUGAUACAGUGAAAAUAUCAAAAUAACUACUGGAGGUUAAGACAAAAUUAUGCUUAUCUCUAAAUAUCAUAUGGCUCAUUUCACGUGGCUUGUAGGCUAACAACCACCCCUCCGCCCCAAACAAAACAAACAAAACCCUGGGUAACUUGCAAUUUCUAACUAAGGAGAGUAUCUGAGAGUGAAGAGCCUGUAUCAGGAGAUUGUCUCUAUGUUCCCAUUUCUUAUGCUGGGAGAGUUGAGUAAGAGGAAAUUUCAACCCUGAUGCACCCAGCCAGCCACUCAAUGUAAUGAUACAAAUGUGUAAACUGGGCUGAGUAGCACAGAUGGGGUGGUGAGGCAUGAGGAGGUAGAAGACUGUAAAGUACACCUAAUGGCACUGCUGUCAAAGUCCUGGGUCCACUUCGGGAAUCUCAGGAUGUGUUUUGCUCACCUGCCGUGGCCCUGGGAAUCUUUGAAAAGAUGUAACAACCUUGGUGCUAUCUGCCUAAGGUUUUCUGUUACUCGCUGCAUAAAAUCUUUAUCAGUCCUCAUUCCCCGACCCAGAUCCCUGGCUGUAGCACUGGCCACUCACUUCAAACCAGAGGCCAGCAAAAUAACUUUUCUUGCUGUUUCUUGACCUCUUCCAGAUCAGUUCCCAUGGGGUCUUUACCCGACUACCUGCCAGCUUACUCUCCUGGACUUCUCUCUUGCUCCAGGUUUUUGAAUGGCUAGCUCAAUAUCACCAUUUACUCUCUCUGUUUAGACAACCUUUCUGCAAUGGAACAGAGAGAGGAAAUGUGGAUUUGUGGCAUCUACAUAAUGUUUAGUGACUGAGAUAUGAGAAAGUCCUCUGAUUAGUACUCUGCUAGGGAAACUUUUGAUCUGCUCUGUCAACAUGCAUCACUAACCAAGGGCAGAACUUUGAACUUUGUUUGACCUUUUCUAAGCUUUCCCCUAGACUUAAUGAGUAAACAAACAGAACUGUGUCAAAAUCUUGUGUCUCAAGUAGCCCAACAACAUCAGAACCUAGUUUCAUUUUAGCUAUAUUUCUCUAGUGAUCAAUGUGCCUUUUCAUGUGCUUAUUAGGCUCAUCUGUAUAACUUUGGAGAAAAAUAUGAAUUGGAUUGUUUGGUUUUUCAUGGUUGAUGUUUAUCUGAGUUUUGGUUGUGGCUUUUUUUUCCUGCCAAUAGCAGGAGAUAUUGUAUCUUAGUUACUUUUCUGUUGCUGUGAUGAAACAGUGGCCAAAAGUGACUUGUAGAAGAGUCUAUUUUGACUUAUGGUUUCAGAGGGAUAAGAGUCUACCAAGGCGAGGAAGCAUGGCAGCUAGCAGCAGCCAUGAUGACAGGAGCAGGGAUCCCAGAGUUCCCCUUUAAUCACAAGCAGGAAGCAGAGAGAGGGAAUGGGAAGUGGGGUACGGCCAUAUAAUCUCAAAUCCUGCUCCUAGUGAUAUGCUUCCUCCGGUGAGGCUGUAUGUCCCCAUAAUCUCUCCAAACAGCAUCACCAAAUGGGAACUGAAUGUUCAAAUACCAGAGAUUAUGAGGGUGCAUUUCUCAUUCGAACCAACACAUCCUGCCUCUAGAAAGCUGUCUGGAGAUGGCUAGCCAAGACAGUAAUGACAUAUAUGAGCCUCUGUGAUGGUUUGUAUAUGCAUGACCCAGGGCAUGGCACCAUUAGGAGGUAUGGCCUUAUUGGAGUAGGUGUGUCGCUGAGGGCGUGGGCUUUAAGACCUUCAUCCUAGCUGCCAGAAAGCCAGUCUUUUCCUGUUUGCCACUGGAAGAAGAUGUAAAACUCUCAUUUCUGCCUGCACCGCACCUGCCUGGAUGCUGCCACAUUCCCACCUUGAUGAUAAUGGACUGAACCUCUGAACCUACUGUUACAAUAACCAAGGAGAGUGACAGUACCUGAAACUUCUGGCUAUUGUAUAAGAUCAGAGAAUCUGUCUUCUCCAACAUGGCAGGUAAGAAAGUGCUCCUUGUCUAUGCACACCAAGAACCCAAGUCCUUCAAUGGGUCCAUGAAGCAAGUGGCUGUUGAAGAACUGAGCAAGCAGGGAUGCACAGUCACUGUGUCUGAUUUAUACACCAUGAACUUCGAGCCAAGGGCCACAAGAAACGAUGUUACUGGUGCCCUCUCUAAUCCUGAAGUCUUCAAAUAUGGGAUAGAAGCCUAUGAAGCCUACAAGAAGAAAGCUCUGACCAGUGACAUACUUGAAGAGCAGAGAAAGGUGCAAGAAGCUGAUCUAGUGAUAUUUCAGUUUCCACUAUACUGGUUCAGCGUUCCAGCAAUCCUAAAAGGCUGGAUGGAUAGGGUGCUGUGCCAAGGGUUUGCCUUCGAUGUCCCAGGCUUUUAUGACUCUGGUUUUCUCAAGGAUAAACUAGCCCUCCUUUCCUUUACCACGGGAGGUACAGCAGAGAUGUACACAAAAGCUGGGGUCAAUGGAGAUUUCCGGUACUUCCUGUGGCCACUUCAGCAUGGUACAUUGCACUUCUGUGGAUUUAAAGUCCUUGCCCCACAGAUCAGUUUUGGUCCUGAAGUUUCAUCAGAAGAACAAAGAAAAGUGAUGCUGGCAUCAUGGGUCCAGCGGCUGAAGAGCAUCUGGAAGGAAGAACCCAUCCACUGCACACCCUCUUGGUACUUCCAAGGAUAACAUUUUAUGCUCUGGGUACAGCUGACAAGCAACAUAGUAAGAGACCUAAAGCACGGCAAAGAGAAGGUGGUGAUGUAUCCUGAGAUGUAUUUAACAGUGCCCACCAAUGAGUGUCUUCAGUUUCAUUCAACUCCAUCAGAUAUUUUGAAAAUAAGUUUGUUGCACUGUAUUAGUUCUGCCUGGUUAUUCACUCAGUUUUCUGUUCUUUAAUGUUUCUCUAAAAUUUUUCUUGCAACUUUUGUAGCAUAAUUUUCUGAACAUGUUUCACUCAGUUUCCUGUUAAUCAUCUUCAAAUGACUUCUAUCUGCAGUUUCUUUAUAUUCCUUUCUACUUUAUAUUCCUUUCCAUUCCUUUCCUCCCCUUCAGACCCUUAUUCAUUUAUUAAAAUAUUUAGUGUAUACAUGAACACACAUGUCACUGUGUGUGUGUGUUGUGAUUUGAAUGAGAUAGCCCCAUAGGCUUAUAUGUUUGACUAUUUGGUCCCCAGUUGGUAGAACUGUUUGAGAAAGAUUAGGAAGUGUGGCUUCAUUGGAUGCAGUGUCAUUGGUUUUGUGGUUUCAAAAGACACUGGUCAUCCCGUGUGUCCUCUGCCUGCUGCUUUUGGAUGAAGACGUGAACACUCAGCUGUUCCUUCCUUUGCUCUGCCAUCAUGAACUCUAACUCUCUAAAACCAUAAGCCCAAUUAAAUGCUUUCUUUUAUUCGUU
Messenger RNA from Rattus norvegicus (Norway rat), 3924 nucleotides. NCBI's taxonomy places the organism in Eukaryota, Metazoa, Chordata, Mammalia, Rodentia, Muridae. The record is from RefSeq and is a predicted model, not a curated record.